Medicago truncatula (barrel medic) is the source of this 1468-nucleotide messenger RNA. RefSeq lists its product as uncharacterized. The transcript has 9 exons. NCBI's taxonomy places the organism in Eukaryota, Viridiplantae, Streptophyta, Magnoliopsida, Fabales, Fabaceae. The coding region runs from base 317 to 1162 and encodes 281 amino acids. The record is from RefSeq and is a predicted model, not a curated record.
AGUGAAGUCAGAAAGAGACAGCUGAUGAAUUAAGAAGCAUUUUGUAUUAAUAUUAUUCUCAUGUAUCGCGGUCUAGAUAUUUUAAUACGACUCCAAAACGCUCUCUUUAUUCCGUUCAAACGCUGUUCACUUUUUCGCGUCGGUUUUUUCUUUUCUAUAUAAGAAAGAAACCCCUCGUUCCUUCUCCUUCUCCUUCUCCUUCUCCUUCUCCUUCUAUUCAUUCUCCACUCUCUCUUCGUUUUACUGUGCUCCGCAUUUUUCUCUCCCGCUUUUGCUUCUCGCAGUUAACAGCAUAAAGUAAAGUUGUCAAGUCAAGAUGGAAAACGGGCAUAAAUUCCAGGAAGUUUCCAACCCAAAAUAUGAUUGUCUCUUGUUUGAUAUUGAUGACACACUUUAUCCUUUGAGUUCUGGAAUUUCAGCGCAAACAGCAAAAAAUAUUGAAGAGUAUAUGCUUCAAAAGCUUGGAAUGGAGGCUGCUACGGUUCCUGAAUUGUGCUAUUCAUUAUACAAGACUUAUGGGACAACAAUGGCUGGUCUUAGGGCAAUUGGCUACGACUUUGACUACAACGACUUUCAUAGUUUUGUUCAUGGGAGAUUGCCAUAUAAUCUACUUAAACCAGACCCUGUUCUCAAGGGCAUUUUGCAAAGCUUGCCUUUUAGGAAAGUGCUUUUUACCAAUGCAGACAUGGGACAUGCGAGUAGAGUGCUUAAAAGACUUGGACUCGAGGACUGUUUUGAAAGAAUUAUUAGCUUUGAUACCCUGAAUUCCUCUGACAGCAUCAUCCCUUCUAAUGAAAAAGUUGGCAGUGAAAUUUUUGAUUUCUGUGAGUACACACGCCGUCCUGAUUCUGAUACGGUGCUUCCAAAGACACCAGUUGUCUGCAAACCUUUUGAAGAUGCAUUUGAAAAGGCAUUCAAGUUGGCUGACAUUGACCCUCAAAGAACAUUGUUCUUCGAUGACAGUAUCCGCAAUUUACAGACAGCUAAUCGUUUGGGCCUCCAUACAGUUGCGGUUGGUACAUCCGUGCGCAGUACAGGAGUGGAUCAUGCAUUAGAGAGUAUUCAUAAUAUCAGAGAGGCAUUUCCAGAGCUAUGGGAAGUCGACGAGAAGCAUGAAAUCGUCAACUACAAGGUUGCAAUUGAAACAACAGUAAAAGCAUAGAUCAGAAGUUUAUCCACUAUGAUUUGUUUGUGGCGGUGUCUUUUAGUAUGUUGGUAAAAGAAUAGCUCACAAGCUUAUCCACUAUGAUUUGUUUGUGGUGUCUUUAGUAUUUUGGUACCUAUGUAAUUUAUUAUAUUGAUAUGUGAAUCUUAAUCUUAAUUCUUAGUUAUUGCAUUUAUAUGUGAAUCUUAAUUCUUAGCUUCAAAUUUGAAAACAAUGUGAUUUAUCACCCCAACCGUAUCUCUUAUACUAUGUAAUUCCUUAAGGCAUUCUGCUUCAAAAAAGGCGUUGUUUUGGUGCUCUUAA